CUCCUUCCUCUUUCCUCCUCCAAACAACAACAGCCUUCCAGACGCGCCGUCCUUUCCGAUACUUUGAGGGUCCUCUUCCUCUCCAACAGACGCAAACCGCAUUGAGCGCAAUGUCGCUUCAGUCCGUGAGAAGCGAAGAAGAGGGCGUCACCCCGACAUAUUUACUGAGACCUCCGCAGUCUAUCGGGGUGUUGUCACCCCGCACGCCGCCUGACAGCCACUGUCCCCCGGCAGCCAUCAGGAUGUCUGUGACCAUGACCAAGGCUGAGGGGGUGACUGUGUUCACCAUGACCUCUGACACCCACAGUGUCCUUCCUCCACUGUGCCAAAUCCUCAAAGGCCUCUGUUACAGCCCGGUGUGCUGCUCUGUGUCUCAGCACCUGAAGGCGGCCCAGAGAAACUCCCAGUCAGUCCUGGGGGCUCUGCACAUUAUGGUUGGGUUGCUCAACAUCGGCCUUGGAAUGAUCCUUAUGUGCAGUCCCGGUGGCGCUUGGUGGAUUAUGCGUGAAACCAUGUAUCCUGUGUGGAUCGGAGUAUUGAUUAUGUUGUUUGGCAUCUUUGGCAUUUUGUCCGAGAAGUGCCCCAGUCCAUGUCUGAUCGUCGUCAAUGUGAUGCUGAAUCUAGCAGGAGUUGCUUUCUCCAUUGCCGCCAUCGUACUCUACAGCAUCAAUAUAGCAACCACGAGGCUGUGGGGGAUGUGUACAAAAGAUUAUUCUGACUACUACUCACGCUAUGAACAACACUUCACGACUACUGUCUCUCCCGGGGAGAACUACAUGUUGGAGAAGUGCUUGGAGGCCAAAACACUGGCUCUGAUUCUUUUGAGAAGCAUGACCGCUCUGCUGAUCGUGCUGUCCGCCCUGGAGCUUUGCCUCGUCAUCAGCUCUGCCGUCUUGGGGAUCAAGGCUCUGAAGAGAGGUGGCAUGGGAGAAAAGGAGAAGAUGGGUGACCCAGAACACUACAAACCUCUGCUGGAGGAAGUCACCAGUCAACCCACAGCCUAGAAAACUCUGCGUUGUGCUGUCAGUUACCAGGAACUAUAAUCCUGUGCACUUAUACUUUUGAUUCUAUGUGCUAGAAUUUUGAUGAUUUACACAAAUUCAGCCCUUGUGGUAGUUUUUUAUAAUAGAUCGUAUAUGCUACUAUCCAUUUCAUCCUUUGUUGAAUGUUUAAACUGUUCACGUUGAUUCUGACUUUCUACCGGGUAAUGUGCCUUCUGUUCAGCUUGUUUGUAGGUGAAAGGGAGGCUCAUACACAUGUGUGUGUGUGUGUGUGUGUGACGGACACACACAUUCAUGCUCUUGUUUGCCAUUUUAAGAUAUAAAACUAUUUUUUCACAUAUAUUUUGGUAUAUUUCUGCUUUGUAUUUUACAUUCAAUCUACAAAGCGUGGCGGAAGAAUUGUAUCAGUUUAAUAUUGUAUCAGUUUAAUAUGUAGUUUUGCUCUUGACGUACAAAUAGAAGCGGUAAUUAUAAAGUGUGGGGUUUAAAGGUAAUUAUAUUCCCCCUUAUUUGAAAUGCUAUUUCUGUUAAAAAAUUAAAUAAAAGUUCAAUAAAAAGAUUA
This is a messenger RNA of Cyclopterus lumpus (lumpfish), 1563 nucleotides long. RefSeq names its product transmembrane protein 176B-like. The transcript is spliced from 8 exons. Gene Ontology annotation, cellular component: membrane. The record is from RefSeq and is a predicted model, not a curated record. The coding region runs from base 111 to 1004 and encodes 297 amino acids. NCBI's taxonomy places the organism in Eukaryota, Metazoa, Chordata, Actinopteri, Perciformes, Cyclopteridae.